Messenger RNA from Durio zibethinus, 1009 nucleotides. Its product is annotated as F-box protein FBW2-like. NCBI's taxonomy places the organism in Eukaryota, Viridiplantae, Streptophyta, Magnoliopsida, Malvales, Malvaceae. The record is from RefSeq and is a predicted model, not a curated record.
UUUUUUUGUGCAAUAAUAUGAGUUAUAAAAUUGGCGCACGACAUGGGUUGAUGACAUGGGCUGAUUACUGAUAUCCUAAGCCCUCACCACGAGGAACAACAAAAAAGACACGUAACAGCAGUCAUGUCUCUCUCAGGACUUUCCGGUUUCACUCCACAUUUAAAGCGGAAAAGAUGAGUGCUUGUCCGAUUUAUUAAAAAAAAAAAAAGAAAGAAAGAAAUGGCCAAAAAGAUGAUGUAAAAUUCCAAUGAAGAAUGGGGGAAGUGGGAAAGCCUCAACCCUGAAAUAUUGUCUCUCAUACUUGUAAGAAUCCCAGCUGACUCGAGGGUGGCAACCGCCUCUUUGGUCUGCAAGUCCUGGAUGGCCUGUGUCUUGGGUCCCUUUUGUUGGGCCGACACUGACAUCCAAGAGUGCUGCCGCAGCCGCUACCUCCCAGUCGAAUACGUCAAUUCUGCUGUCAGGAAGCUCGUCCGUCGCAGUAAGGGCACUUUCCGCCUCCUCUCUGCCUUCCGCCUUGGUGACACUGGCUUCGCUUUUGCGGCUAACUGUGGAAGAUAUCUUAAAGUGUUGGAGAUUCCCACGAGUGAAGUAAAUGACAAGAUAGUUGAAAAGUUUGCAGAAUCACUUGCAAAUUUGACUGUCUUGGAUAUCAGCUACUGUUUGAAGAUUACUCACGUAGGCAUUGAAGCAGUGGGGAAGAACUGCAAAUCCUUGAUUCAGUUGAAGAGAAAUAUGCCCCCACCAGAAUUGGAGAGAUUUUCAAGCAUAUUAAAGCUCGAUGAUCGUGAGGCAAUGGUCGUAGCUGAUACAAUGCCAUUGCUCCAGGAUCUUCAGCUUGGUUUUGGCUGUUUUGGUGACUUUGGUCUUUAUGCCAUUCUUGCCGAGAAUAAGUGUCACAGUUCUAAGGAAGAGACAUGAAUUUCACAUCGGUUGUGUUCUAGAGUUAGUCAUGGGAUAUAAGAGUUCAUACCACUUUCAAUUUGUAAAACAUUUUUUGUGGGACAAAACC